CCUCCCCUUGACCUACCCAAUUAUCUCAUAUAUAAAGCAUACAGGUUAGUUCUCUUGUAUGCAGUAUUUCUGCUUUGGAAGAAUCCCAGAGAAAAACAAUGUACCUCUUACUCCUGGCUGUUAUUGUUGGGCUUGCAGGUGCAUACCCCUUGGACGAUCAGAAGGAGUGCCAACCUCACUCAAGACCUUGGCAUGUGAGACUGAGUAAUGGAUGCAGCGGAGCUCUCAUUGAUGAAUGGUGGAUACUGACUUCACAUGAGUGCAGUCCAAUACCCUAUGAGACUAUUGCAUCUCUUGGCGAACAUGACAUAAGUGUGGAGGAAGGCAGUGAGCAGCACAUCUUAGUUUCUGAUGUGAUUCUUCACAGCCCCUACCGCUCACCUUUGCACAGCCUCGCUAUGGUGCGAAUGUCUCAGCCUGCUGUCUUUAACAAACAUGUCCAGCCAAUCCCACUGCCCACCCGCUGCCCACAGACCGGAGAGGUCUGCUCUGUCAGUGGCUGGGGCUCCACAGUCGCAAACCAAUAUUACCCCUCCUAUCGCCUCAAGUGUCUAACUGUUCCUGUGGUGGAUGAUAUGACUUGCUUGAAUACCUUCCCUCCAUACCUGUACUGGGGUGUCAUGGUUUGUGCUGGUCAAGCAAACACAGAUAACUGCCUGACGGGUAAAAGCAGCGUGAUGGUGUGUGCUGGUGAACUGCAGGGAUUGACAUGGUUCAAUCAUGGCUGCCAGGAUCCAGAUCACCCCACAGUUUACACCAGGAUGUGUAGUUACAAUAGCUGGAUCAAAGAAGUGAUGACCCAGUAUGCUCCACCAAAAACAACCCCUUCUUCCUGGACUACAUAGACCUGUAUCAGCAUCUAAAAUAAAGUUACUCAUUACAGAAAUUAUAUUGUAUUGUUUACUGAAUGAGACAAGGUUAUAUUCUGUGUAACAAAAAGAUAUUUUGUUUUCUACUGCCAAGUAAAUUUUCUCUGCAGGUUUCAUGUCUUACUGCUUCCAAUACAUUUUUCUUUAUUUUGAUUGAAGUCACAAAAACUUAUUUGAUUUGCAUCACAAGGUUAACACUAAAACCAAUUAAUUAUGUAAUUGUGUUUUUUUUUUUUUUUUUUUUUUACUAAAAAAAUUGAAUCUGUAUUUUAACCCAAAAGUCUGCCUUUCGUUAGGUUUUUUUUAUUUAUUUUUUUAUUAUAAAGUUUUUAACACAAUGAAUGAACAUGUUUAGUGAUCGAAUCUGAUCAUAUGGCUCCACUGAGUUUAAUUCCACACUAGAUUAGCAUUGGUUUAUGAAAGGCCCUAGAAAUAAUGAAAGAUCUCCUUUUAUUUUCAAAUGUUUGUAUCUCUGUUAUGAUAAAGCCCCAGUUUCUUUCUCACUUCACAACAUUUCCUAAAAUGGAGCCAGACUGUUUUUUUCAUUUUAUUUUUUAUUAGCUUGUACAUAUAAUUAAAACAAAAAAUGGUGAAAAAUGUACUAUAUCACUGACACUGCUGCAGUAAGGGGGGUUUGAAAUUACCCCAUCCUGGUUUUAGGAAUAUUGUAAUAUACCUAUAUUCUAGUCUUAAACCAUUACAAUUAUAAUAAAAUCCAAUCUUCCUUAA
Molecule: messenger RNA, 1598 nt
Organism: Cyprinodon tularosa
Lineage: Eukaryota; Metazoa; Chordata; Actinopteri; Cyprinodontiformes; Cyprinodontidae
Product: trypsinogen-like protein 3
Exons: 5
Coding region: 99-845 (248 amino acids)
Biological process (GO): proteolysis
Molecular function (GO): serine-type endopeptidase activity
Source: RefSeq, a predicted model, not a curated record